AUUUUAUCGAAGUAACGUCAAUAAAACUAUUCAGACACAAGCUGUUAAUUUCUCAAACAAAGUUGAAGACGAGUCUCGAAUCUAUCCCAAAAGAUGCCAGGACUAACAUAGGCCAUCAAGCGUACUGUCCUUCCCAAACUGAAACUGAAACUAAAGGCGCAUCUUUCGGAUGUUGUGUUUACUUUUUCGAGUUCGUACUUUAGGCGUUUUCGUUGCAUGAAUGCAUUAUAAAUAUGGAUUCUGUUAGCACGCGCUUACUCCAAGAUGUGCAGACCUGCAAUUUAGGUGGCAGUCAAGGGUUAACUAUGAAUCAGGUUGCAGAUGCGGAUAGUGUUCCUACGCAGAUGGUCGAUAAAUGUCACCGAGUCAAGAUGUGGCAGCAAACUAAUUAUCUCUCAGAUUCUGGCAUUCACAGCGCUGUUGGGACCCAUACACCAAGUAUCAGUAGCAAGGUAGAAUGUGAUGACUCUGAAGCAGACGAUCGUUAUUUAACUCAAAAACCAGGUCAUUUACCUCAUUGGUCAUCUUUUCCACUUUCUGUUAACCCGUCGGACUCUUGUCUUUUGUCUCCAGCUACACCUAGUACAAGUAGCAUUCUAGGCGUUGACUCCUUAAGUGAUGUUGGUGGCUCUCACUCUGCAAGUAACGUUGAUCUACGAGGAAACAAGCUACCAGAAAUUGAUACCGAUGAGGCUGCAGGAGCCAUACCAGAACUUGUCAAACUGAUCAAAGAUGAAGAUGACCAGGUUAUUAUUUACCAGUCAUCAAUGAUGGUUUUCCAAUUGAGCAAGUCGGAAGCUAUCGAUGCCCUUAUAAAGUCGAGAGAUAUGAUAGACUGUAUUAUAUCUGCUCUGGAUCGAACAGAAGAUCCAGAAACAGUUCGUUUUCUUGCUGGUACAUUAUAUAACAUUUCGCAGAUGCAACCUGGGCUCAAGGCAAUAUUUGCCGCACAAUGUAUCCCCUCUCUUGUUAAGCUUUUGAAUUCACCUGUAGAAUCAGUUUUGUUCUAUGCAAUAACGACGUUACACAAUCUUCUACUUCAUCAAGAUGGAGCGAAAGCCGUUGUAAGACAGAGUGGGUGUUUACAAAAGAUGACUGCUUUAUUGCGGAAAAAUAACAUUAAGUUUCUCACCAUAUGUACUGAUUGUCUACAAAUACUGGCUUAUGGUCAUCAGGAAAGUAAACUGCAAAUUCUUUGCAGCGGUGGGCCCGUUGAACUGGUUCGAAUAUUAAGAACAUAUCAGUAUGAAAAGUUACUUUGGACCACGGCUCGAGUUCUCAAAGUGUUAAGCGUGUGUGCUAGUAACAAGCCGGCUAUUAUUGUUGCUGGAGGAAUGGACGCUUUAGCAAAGCACUUACAUAGUUCAAGUCACCGGUUAGUAUUAAACUGCCUUUGGGCACUUCGCAAUUUAUCCGAUGCUGCGACAAAAAUGGAUAAUCUCCAGCCUUUGUUACACUCAUUGGUCCGUUUAUUGGAUUGUGGUGAUAGCAGUAUGAUUACAUGCGCAGCGGGAAUCCUCUCCAAUCUAACGUGCAAUAACCACGCAAAUAAAUUUAUCGUUUUUAAGAUGGGUGGCGUAGAGGCGCUUUUGCGUGCGGUCAGUCAACCUGCUGUCAAAGAAGAUAUCCUAGAACCAUGUAUGUGCGCUUUAAGGCAUUUAACAAGCCGUCAUGAAGAGGAAGAAACAGCAAGACAUGCCUUGGUUCAUGAACUCAACGGUUUGCCGAUUAUCGCUCGAGUUUUACAUGCAGCAACUGCUGGUAUUUGUCCUGAUCUUGGUUUAGUCUGUCAGCAUCCUCAGAAUCCGGUGGUAUCGUGGAUGCUUGUUAAAGCUAUGGUUGGCCUUUUGCGCAAUCUGUCUGUCACCUUAGAUAGUCAUUAUGGUAUGCGUGAAUGUGGGCUUGUCACUGGUUUGUUUUUACUACUUUAUGCAACGCAAUAUGAAAUAAUUAGACGUUCUGUUUCUGCCACUCAUCCAACAUUCUCAACGGUAGUGCAAAGUGUUAGACUCGAGGAGAUUGUGGAAGGGAUUUGUGGUGCACUUCAUAUGCUAGCGAAAGAUCAUGCUACUCGGUCUUAUCUAGCUCUUCUAAAGGCUCCAGCUUUAAGUAUAACUCCAAGUAUUCAAUCUGGCUCUUCUGGUCUUGCGAUAUUCGUCGAACUUCUCCAUUCGCCUCAUGAGUCCAUCCAGCGUGCCUCAGCAGGCGUCCUCGCAGAGGUUUCACAGGAUCGUGAUGGCCUUGAGGCUUUAGCCACCUUACCUGGAGCAGGCUCAAGGUUCGAUGAACUGGUUCGCUCUAGGAAUGAAGCUAUCUCAACUUAUGCAUCUGCAGUAGUCAUCCGACUAGCUGAAGAGCGUAGGGGUAUAGGCAGCAACCCGUACAUUUUUUCAUCUCAUAUAGAAUCGCUAAAUACCCCACCUUUACCAAUGGAUACAGGAGAAGUUUAUCAUGUGCCUACUGUUCAUCCGGGGGGCACUCUGCAUCCUGAAAUGCCUUCAUUAACUCAUCAUGGGAAUUGGAACCAUGGUCCCUUACAAACUCAUCCUCAAGAAUCUGGAAACACAUGUGGUAGUCCUUCCAACUCGUUGAUGGAGAUGCUUGGACCAUUUCCACCUGAUUGCAAAGGUUCUGUGUGCAAUGAUUGUUGCUCUUACUGGGGUGAUUGUGAUCCUCCUGGGACUUGCUCCGAUCCAAAUUGUAUUUAUAAUGGCAAUAAUAAUCAAUCAUCUGGAACGUACUCUGAACUGCAACCAGUAAAAUUAUACCACAACAUACGCUCACCAAGUCGUACUGGAUUUGUGGGUUGUGGAAAUAUAUAUUCUGUGGGGCCAACACUUGUGUCUUCAUCUGUUCAGAAUAUUGACAAUACUCACCAGUUACAGGGAUCUAAUCCCGUUUUGCCCACUGGAAUGAGUGUGGUGCCACGCAGGUCAUGUGUCGGAAGUAUAAGUUCAAGUGGUUAUUUAAGUCCGGGUGGUGAUAUGUUUUUAAAUCCUUCACCUUCAGAAUACAAGCCGUUUCACGAAGAUAACCAAGGUAUCUUAAGACCAUCACUUUUAGAUCAACAAACACACGCUGCUUCAAUUUCUUCACCUGCAAUACCUUCACGAAAUGUUAGUGCUGGUUAUCUUAGUCCCGAUUUAAUGGCUUUAGAAGAAACCGACCCUGAUUGGUUUGGAGGCCCUGCCGUAAUGUGAAUCUUUCUUUUUUUGGAGACGAAAGUUAGACCUAAUUUUUAGUCUUUUUUAAAAAUACUGGUGCCUCUAGGCUUUCAACCUGAAAGCCAUUUCCUUUUCUUGCUGCAAUAAACGUACAGCAGUUGGUUUUCUUCUUUCUGAUCCAUUGUUACACACAAGCGCAUCUACCCACCCGUCUAUUCAUGAGUAUAAAUACAAAGGGAAAAAAUCAAAUGUCCGUUUGUUUUUUCUCCAAGCAAUUGUAUGUUAAGCUUUUCGAUUUUCGAUGGAAUGUUUUAUUUUGAAAUUUUGUUUUAUACGGAAUAUGAAUUCCAGUUGCCUUUUUAAUUUACAGUUGUGAUAGUUGGAUAAAUAAUAUGUUAUGUGAUUGGUGGGUUUGUUGACUUUCUUAUCGCAUAUUGAAAUAUAGAUCAAAUUUUCUACACAACUAAAUAAACACUGAUUAAAGAAUUGAACAAAAAAAGCAACAUGAUAUGACUCAGUUUAGGUAAGUAGGUACUUUUGUUAUACCUUUCGUUAUUCUUGAGGGAAAGUUGAAUAGCUCAUCAAUGUAUGACAAUGUGUUGUUUGUCUUAAUUUGUUUUUACUUUUUUUAUUGUAACUAACUCGAUGUUGAGUGAUCUACCGUUAUUUCGAUUGUCUUUUUAAAAAAAAUAUUGAGUAGCCUACAUUAUACAUAAUAUUGAAACACAUUUUAAAACUUUUACUAAGCUUAUUCUUACUUUUUACUACUCUGCACAUCACUUUUAGCGCCAUCAUUAUUUUAUUUCUUACUUUUGAAUGCCACUAAUCAACACAUACGCACGCAUACUUAUACACUUUUUAUCACUCCAGCGGCAUUACUUAUAUUAUUACUAUUAAUCAUAUUUGUUUGUCCCUUUCCAAGUUUUGACUGUUUUUGCUUUUUCUUUUUCUCUAAAUAAUUAUGAUUACGAUCACUAGUUCACACAGAGCACCUUGUUCUGGAUAUAAACAUUAUUAUUUCAUGUGAUGUUUUCUUUUACAUGAUGUAUGGAUUACUACUUGCUUUGGUAGUAUGUAAGCACUCAAAUAAUGUAUUCGAACUACUUCAAGCAGUUGGGGUCGCCACCAUACAUAAUUAGUGCUACGAAUUUGACGAUUACCAAAUAAACAGACAUCGAGUAUCUCCAGCUU
Messenger RNA from Schistosoma intercalatum, 4355 nucleotides. The record is from the annotation of a GenBank genome assembly. NCBI's taxonomy places the organism in Eukaryota, Metazoa, Platyhelminthes, Trematoda, Strigeidida, Schistosomatidae.